GGUCGUACCGCACCGCUCAUUGGCAGACACUAGUCGAGUCAGUGCCUCGCGAUCGCUAGCAUUCGAGAAUGUCUUCUGAGCGCUCGCGUAACAAUAACGUUGCAGGGGAGCGGAAAAACGAAUGAUUCGUUCCAUAUUUGAACAUUUAAAUUAUUAAAAAAAUUAAAUAGCAUAAUUUUUUUGUCAUUUUAGUUUUUUCAAACGCCAUUCUGGAGAUUGACGUAACAUUUGAAUUGGGAAUCCGCGAUACAGAUUAUUUUAACAAAUGAAAAAAAAAUAUAUGUGAUAACAAAACAGAUUCUAGUGAUUGUAUUGUGCCAGUGUUGAUUAAAAUAACGCCGAUAAAUAGGAAUUCCUUAGCAGAUAAUGGGCAAAGACGUCCAGAAGAGAUGGCGGUCUAUACGUGACUCGUACACGAAGGCCUACAGGCAGGGCAAGUGUGUGCCGCCUGAAAUGUGCGCCCCGGGCUCCCGACGCUAUCAGCACCACAAGCAGAUGGCGUUCUUGCUGAAUGCACUUAAAAACAAAAAACCGCGAUUCGCACAGGACAAAUACGAAUCAUUCUCGGAAGUGUCAAACUCUUCGCAUCCACCACCCGAAGAUAUAAUUAAAAUAAAAAACGAAUCCAUAGACAUACCGCUAGAUUUAAAAACCAAACCGGACAUCCCGGAGAGACCAGAGACAAUGGACAAAUCCACAUCGACUGACGCACAAGAUAUAAAAAUCGAGAUGCCAACGUCUGAAAUCAAAAUCGACGCUAAUUCGAUCUUACCGGAAGACCAUUUCGACGAUGACAAACUGUUUAUGAAUUCAUUAGUGCCGUUUUUCAAAAAAAUGAAUGACGAUACGAGGUUGAAAUGCCGUAUUGAAGUGUUGAAGACAAUUAGAUACGCCCUGCAAGGUCACAAGUGUUUUCAAACGCUCAAACUGGACGAAGAUAGCUUCUUCACGAGCAAAAACAGCAGGUUGUGUAAAGAUGAACCGGGCGAUAACAACAUGAACACAUCCAAGUCUAGCGAGUCCAAAUUGUCUAUGGUCACAAGGUCUGCCGAUGGUACAAGGACAACGAGGAAACGGAAGGGUAGGUCGCCAUCCCCACUCCCUGUUCCGGCAAAAAAACGCGGCCCGGGUCGUCCUAGAAAGAUCCGUCUCCCCCCAUCGGAUUCAGACGAGGAACAGGCGGCGAAGAAACGGCCGAAAUUGAAGGUGGCGCCGAUAGAGCCUCUCUCGGAGAUGGACGACAUUUUAACCAGCGUCAGCAGAGUCGAUCAAUUGUCAACACCGUUGUUUAUGAAGGUGUACAAUCUCAGCCGUUCAGUGCCUUCUAAACCCACACGGCUCGCCGACGCAAUGGAGGAAACCGUAUCGUUGGAUCCUAAAACACAACCUUGUUAAACUAGUUUCUAAGUUAAAAAACAUUUAACGGAUAUUUAGAAAAUAAAGUGUGUAGCGUUUUAGACUGCAAACUUUGAAGAACAUAGUACAUGCAUAUGGUCACGUCUAUAACCCUUGCGGGGUAGACAGAGCCAACAGUCUUGGAAAGACUGAAUGGCCACGCUCGGCUGUUGGCUGGCUUAAUGAUAGAAUUGAGAUUCAAAUAGUGACAGGUUGCUGGCCCGUCGCCUGAAAGAAGAAUCCCAAGUUUGUAAGCCUAUCACUUAGCCUAUUGAAUAUCAUACAAAUGUUAUUUGUUUUGUUUCCAUUUACCAGCGAUAUGUUGGAUUUCUUCAAGUGGUUUUUGAUAAUGUAGGUGUUCUUUGACUUGGCGAAUUUUCAUUUAACUGUCUGUUUUUUUUUUUUUUGAAACUACAUAAUAAGCUUAGAUAAUCGUGUAUAACUCCUAUUGUGUCCUUUUUUCUAUUUCGAAACCCAAUGAAUCGUUUGGAAAUGAAAACGAAAAUUUUAUUAAAAUUUGAAGUUAUUUAAAAGAAACAAAAUUGAUUUCCAAAGAAUUUGGUUGAGGAAAAAAGCUGACGAAUGUUAUAUUCUUGGGAAUCUUUAAUCGUGUAAAAUAUAAGUUGAACUUGGAAACAUUUGGAAAAUUAAUUCCGGUCCGAUUAAAUUCCCAAUUAGAAACGUCAUGCCUUGAAAAUGUUAAAUUGAUUGGUCGCCUAGAAUGACUUUGAUGUCAGGAUACAUCUAGUGCAUCAAUUUCUCAUAUCACUGUAGUGUAAGGUAAUGUAUAAUUAUAGAUAGUAAUUUUAAUAAGAAAAUGUGAUAUAGCAUAUAUUUGGCCAUGUAUGUUUAAACUGUUAUGUAUCAAUAAUGGCUUAUUGUGUAACCAGAUUUUUUUAUACAUUUCAAACAUCAAAUUCAAAACUCAAAAUUUUUAUUCAUUAUUAUAGGAUACUUCAUAUCGCUUAAUAAUUGUCAAAUUUUUUGGUUUCACAACAUUGGUUGACGUCACAUUUAUUAUUUAAAACUAAGUUUACUGCCGCUUCCAAGGCGUCAGUGCAGAAGAAGCGGUAACAAACUGCACUGCAGCAUUUUCUACAACAACGUCAACUUCACAAAUAUCCAAACGUAAAUAAUAUGUUUGAUGCAACUUAAGUCAUGAAGCCCAUUGUCACUUCACUCGUACUGUGGUGUAGUGGUUAUAUUAAUGCCUCUUUACUUUAAGUUCAGAGUUCGAUCUGAGAUCAGGACAUAUAAAGAUGGAUGAUGUGAUAUAUUCUGGUAUAGUGAGGUUUGUACUAAUAUAUUGUUUUUAAAAAAAUACAGUAAAGUUAGGGUUGAGUUUUAUUUUUAUUUAUUUUAUGUAAUGUAUUUGAGACUUGAGCUUGUGUGCGUUAUUUCAAAUAAAUCUUUCAUUCAUUCAUCCAUUCAAUAAUUUUUGAAACAUGUUCCAAACUUAUUUUGAGGCUAGCUCAAUCAGUUAGAUUUUUCUGUACACCUACAUAAAUAAAUAAAUAUAUACGGGACAACACAGAUUGAAUUAGUCUCGAAGUGAGUUCGAAACUUGUGUUACGAGAUACUAACUCAACGAUACUACUUAUUGUAAUAAAUACAUAUAUAGAUAAACAUCCAAGACCCAGGUCAAUUAGAAAUUGUUCGUUUCUCAACAUGCCCUGGCCGGGAUUCGAACCGAAAUAUUAUUUGUCUGGUUACCAAAUAGCUUUGUUGAUAUAAUUAAAAAAAGUCAAAGGGAUUAAGUACAAUAUUAUUAUCUUUAAGUGAAAGAAAUAGAUUAUCUAUAAGUAAGAAAUAUCUUAGUCGAAAAGGCCUUGCCUGAUUAUCAUUAUGUUAUUUACCAGGACAAAAAUUAAGUGUCUUACGUAAUGUCUCAUAAACUUAAUGAAUUUAAAUCAUACAAAGUUUAUUUUGAUGGCUUCGUUUACCUGUGUUAUUAUUCUGAAAUACAAUAUCCACUAAACUACACGAAAUGAAAAUUUACACUUGGUAGGUACAAUAAUUAUCCAAACUUGACAUUCGUGGCAAGGCACGCGUCAAAAACUAUCGCCGUUUCGUUUUUUUGUUGUGACGUGAAAAGGGACAGCGAUAGAUUUGCGCGCGAAACUGCUUCGAACUCUAUAUAAUUUCAUAUUAAAAAAAAACCGUCGUUUGGUGGAUAUGACAAUUUAAAAUUUUUGUACAGGUUAUAAAAUAUAGCUUUAAGUUUAGUGUA
Messenger RNA from Amyelois transitella, 3625 nucleotides. RefSeq lists its product as uncharacterized. The coding region runs from base 367 to 1395 and encodes 342 amino acids. NCBI's taxonomy places the organism in Eukaryota, Metazoa, Arthropoda, Insecta, Lepidoptera, Pyralidae. The record is from RefSeq and is a predicted model, not a curated record. Gene Ontology annotation, cellular component: nucleus; transcription regulator complex. Gene Ontology annotation, molecular function: DNA binding. Gene Ontology annotation, biological process: regulation of transcription by RNA polymerase II. The transcript is spliced from 6 exons.